AUGGACGCCGAACGCCCCAACCUAUCUACUACCCUACCCAGGAACUUCAUGUUCCAUUACCGUGACGGCCCGGCUCCACAGACUCCCGAGCCAGAGCCGCAACUAGAGCAGAUGCAACCGCCGCCGCCGCCCCGACAGGUGCUCAAGGUGCGUCGCCGCCGUGCCACCCUCGUCAUGAACAACGACGACAUGGACGCUGUCAUGGACCAACGACCCAUCCCUACAAUUGAGGCUCCCGAAGUCAUGUCGGAAACCUCCAACCUGCUACCACCCUACUCACUACCUCAGAACGACGCAUUCUUGUCUCCAGGGUUCAGCUUCCCUCGUAUGCUUUCCCCACCCAAGACUCCCGCUGCCCAAGUGCGAACAAUCAGCCACUACGAGGGAACUCAGGACUGGUCCGACGUCCCACAUGUCAGCCAGAGUGAAACAUCUAGCAGACCCACCUCAUCGUCGGGCUUCUCAGACUCAUCCGUCUCGUCCUGCGAUAGCAUUGGCUCCUUCAUGUCCAGAGGCGGCAGCUGCACAAGCCCCGAAGAUGAAUCAUCAGACCCUUUCACCUUCUACCCGCCCACAAACAAAGCCCAACGACCAAGCUCACCUUCGAUGGGUACCCAACAGUCUCGCUCUGCAACAAAGCUGAAGUUGCGAGCCACCUUCAGCGAGGAGAUGGAUCACCACUUGUGGAUGACUUAUAUGAAGUACCUGCAGGACCCUACAGUGACACCCUUCAAAGCCCUUCCGAGCACUACACCACCGAAUGGAGUAUGCCAUCGUGUAGCGAGAAUGGCUCGCAAGACAUGGAAGGGUCCGAAGUCUUCUCGCGCUGGUGCUCCCAACGCGACCCCACAACACGGUUUCCUUGCCGGUACACCAGGUACAAUGAGGCCGAUCAGGAGUGGCACCAACACACCUGUAGCUAGGCCGAUCAAGUCCACUAUGCGCUACCCCAGUGAGAAGCAAUGCCGCAAGCGCUUACGAGACUUGGCCAAACAGAAGCCGUCGCUCUCUGCACACUAUCAGCGUAUGCUUCGUCGAUCGCCCUCGCCGCUGCAAUCCUCUCCUCCACCUGAGCCCGAGCCACAACCGCGUCAACAGCAACAACAACCACAGCAGCAGCCGCUGUCUUCGCCAUUCUCGCAAGGCUCUACUUCCUUUUCCACAAGAGACAUGAACUUGUCGCUGGCCACAAGCACUGCUACGUCGAUGCAGUUGGGCAACCCACUGUCGCAGCUUGCCAACGAUAUCACACCACGACCGGCACCCCGAACAUGGUCGAGCGCGCGUUCUUCUGCUCACCAGAAGUCACAAUCGCUUCAUAUCGGCCUCGGACUAGGCAACAUGCUAGGCUCACCCUUCCGUGCCAGGAACGAGUCAAGCAACAGCAACACGAACCAGAGCAAUGCUCGAACAUGGCAUGCGCCGUCGUCUGCUGGCCACACCCCACGUCUUGGCUCACCUUUCCAACUGCAUGCGCCGCGACCCAAGUCAAGAGUCUUCAAGCGUCGGGCGCUCCAUAACAGCUUCGAAGAUAGGGCGCGAAACCGCGGAGACAGCUUCGUCAACGAGAUCUUUGGAGCUCCAGCUGAAUCGAGUCAUCGUCGCGUAAGAAGCCGUGGCUUCAGCUUGGGUGACAUGAUGGAAGGUGCCCGACGACUGCCGUUGAUCAACGACCCGUUAGGGUUGAACCCUUUCGCACAAAGCGGUUCUGCUAUGCCUAGCCCGGCACCAACAUCCCCUGCCGUGCCAAUGGAGGCCCAGAACAAAGGUACCGUCCGCUUGGGCUCACCGUUCGUUGGUCGAUCGAGCAAUACCUUCCCUCGAGCGAAUGUUUCUCAUAGCUUCGAGCCGCCAGCAUCGUUCGAGGAGCGUUUUGCCGGAACACCUCGCGACUCAGCAUACCUGUACCGAUCUUAG
Alternaria ventricosa is the source of this 1917-nucleotide messenger RNA. RefSeq lists its product as uncharacterized. The coding region runs from base 1 to 1917 and encodes 638 amino acids. The transcript has a single exon. The record is from RefSeq and is a predicted model, not a curated record. NCBI's taxonomy places the organism in Eukaryota, Fungi, Ascomycota, Dothideomycetes, Pleosporales, Pleosporaceae.